This is a messenger RNA of Staurois parvus, 255 nucleotides long. Lineage: Eukaryota; Metazoa; Chordata; Amphibia; Anura; Ranidae. The record is from the annotation of a GenBank genome assembly.
GGCAUACUAUUAAUGUUUACAUGGCCCUGAAUGAAUGACUGCACAGGAGCCACUGAUUGCACAUUGUUGAUAUGUUGACUCUAAGCCAGUGUUUCUCAACCUUAUUUCAGUCAAGGCACCCUUUAAAAUUAUGGACAGUCCCGAGGCACCCCAUUCUAAAAUGUGAAAAACUAUUCUAAUAGUUUUAUAUACCACAGCAACAUCCACACUUGUAGGACACCCAACAUUAGAGGUGAUUUAUUCUUCCAAAGCACA